AUGGAGCCGCGCGAGAUCGCCGCCGCCGCGCGAAGCUUCUCGGCGAUGGCGCGGAUCGUCGGCCCGGACCCCAAGGCAGUCAAGAUGCGCCGCCACGCCUUCCACCUCCACCAGUCGGGGUCCACCACGCUGUCGGCGUCGGCCGUCCUCCUGCCGCCGGGCGCCCUGGCGGAGCCUUUGCCGCCGCUUCUAGCCCGUAUAUGCGCGUCCCACGGCCACGCCGGGGGCGUCGCGCUCACGGCCGCGUCGCUCGUCGAGGCGUUCCUGGUCGCGGAGCAGCGCGAUAGCCCCAGCGAGGUACUGCAGCCGAGGUUAAUACCAGAGGCGCGUCUCGAUGUGCUAGUUGAGCCUGAGGAAUCAGGGGACAUCAGACAUGGAGAUUCUGGAGCUCCCCAGUGGCUUUCAGCUGAGUUACUUGCCAUGGUUGAUGUCCCAGCGUCGGCUGAUUCUGUGUUAUCCUUGUUAACAUAUGAUGGUUCACUGAUUGGAAGCUCGUCAUGGGAUGUUGGCUGGCCACUGGCCGAUGUAAAUCAGAAGCAGGUUGAAAAUGAUGCCGGAUCCUUCCUUGAGUACAAUAGGAAGAAUUUAUAUGCUGAGUCUGCUGACCCAUCAACAAUAGCCAAGUCUGCCACAAGAAUCGCUGUACUAGGAGUCUCAGCCUUAACAUCGAGUAAUGCAGGACAUAUCAACGUUCCACCGAUUCCACAGCGAGGGGACUCUUUGCUGGUAGUGGGGUCUCCCUUUGGCAUCCUGUCACCAUUCCAUUUCUUCAACAGUAUAUCAGUUGGUGCUGUUGCAAAUUGCCUACCUCCAGGUGCUGUCAGGAGCUCGCUGCUGAUGGCUGACAUCCACUGUCUUCCUGGUAUGGAAGGUGCUCCAGUGUUUGAUAAAAAUGCUUGUCUUGUGGGGAUGCUGAUGAAGCCAUUAAGACAGAGAGGCAGCAACAUACAAGUUCAGCUUGUGAUUACAUGGGAUGGAAUAUGCACUGCAUGGAGCAGAAACAAACUGGAGCAAAUUGAGCAAGCCUCAAAUGAACUACUUGAUGACAAAAGUGCAGACAGUAAAACGAUGGAAUCAUGUGGCAUGGAUAACCAUAGGAGGUUUGUCUCUAAUUUAGCCAAUGACCUUAGUCAGUAUAGCAUUCCACCUUCACUCAGAGAGGCUAUAUCCUCGGUUGUUCUUGUCACGGUUGGUGAUACAACUUGGGCUUCAGGUAUUCUCCUCAACAAGAAUGGCUUAGUUCUGACAAAUGCUCAUCUUUUGGAGCCUUGGAGAUUUGGGAGAACUUCACCUUUAGGUUUACAACAUAAAACCACCUCACUUGCUGGAGAAUAUCUCCAUGGAGAAAAUAAAUUGUUGCAGUCACAGCAUUGCAAGAUGUCCAAUGAAGAUGCUGUUAAGCAUGAGGUUUCAUUCUUUAAUUUGGGUUCCAAGAGAGAGAAGAGAAUAUCUGUUCGUUUGGAUGAUGGGGAGAAACAGACGUGGUGUAGUGCUAGUGUGGUGUUUAUCUCCAAGGGGCCGCUUGAUGUUGCCUUGCUUCAAAUGGAAAAGAUCGCGAUUGAAUUUUGUGCAAUUAGACCAGAAUUUGUUUGUCCGACAGCAGGGUCGUCUGCAUAUGUUGUUGGGCAUGGUCUUCUUGGACCUCGAUCAGGUCUAUGUUCCUCGCUUUCCUCUGGGGUUGUCUCGAAAGUUGUCCAAAUUCCAUCAGCUCAACAUUCUCAUCUGCCUAGCAAUGUGCAGACAGACAAUAUGGACCUGCCAGUAAUGCUGCAGACAACAGCGGCAGUUCAUCCUGGAUCUAGUGGUGGUGUAAUUGUCAAUUCACAUGGUCGAAUGGUUGGACUUAUAACAAGCAAUGCUAAGCAUGGCGGUGGGAGCACAAUACCUCGUCUGAAUUUUAGCAUCCCCUGCAAAUCUCUGGAAAUGGUCUUCAAGUAUGCAGCGAAUGGAGAUUACACAAUUUUGGAGCAGCUGGAUAAACCAAAUGAAUUGCUCUCAUCAGUGUGGGCACUGGCACAAGCACCAUCAUCUCUCCCAUUUCUCAGUAGCCCCCCUGGGAAGAGCGGAGAGGGGAAAGUUUCGGAGUUCUCAAAGUUUCUCGCCAAUCAGAAAGAAGGUUUGACAUCUAUAAGUGAUUUGGAGGCUUUCCUUAAACACAAGAUUCCUAGUAAAAUUUAG
Messenger RNA from Triticum turgidum subsp. durum (durum wheat), 2178 nucleotides. NCBI's taxonomy places the organism in Eukaryota, Viridiplantae, Streptophyta, Magnoliopsida, Poales, Poaceae. The record is from the annotation of a GenBank genome assembly.